GUUUGGAGCCGCCAUGGCAAGGCAGCUAUUUCGAGUCGUGUGUCUAACGCUGGUCACGGGCACUGCCUUGUCCUGUGCUGCCUCCGAAAAAGAACCAACGGCCACUGCCGACUUCACCGCCACUAUUCCGAAAACGGGACUUGAGAGGAGCGUGGAGAAAGUCUUUUUUCUCGGACCAUCGAACACGCUCCAGGUCAUUGACCAGACCGGCGCUGCAGUCUAUUUGCCAGAAAAGAGCGCCAACACACAAGAUUCUUCCUCUAAACCCUACAGUGUCGCUUAUCGCUUUGAGAAUGGGGCGUGCGACUUCACCAAAACUGUCGAAUUCAAGGACAUAUUUCCAGACUACACGACGGCAGUAUGGGACCAGGAACAGAAGGACUCGGCGACGAGUGGAGGUGGAUCUGCAGAAAAGGUUGUGAAGUACAGGUUUACGAAUCCUCCGGCUGAAUACUUGGGUGAAGGGUUGAGCUUUUGUGUGCGGUUCAAAACAGUUCUUGCGUCUGGUUCGGGUUCACCAACAAAGACCUCAACUUCGUCGACGUCUGAUGGUGGCUCCGACGCACAGACACCUGGCGAUGAGACAACGGAGGAAGAAAGUCCUCAAGAACAGGGUCCUAGCCAAGGGCCGGUUGGUGGUAGCUCGCCAGGAGACGGGUCUCAAGGCCCCUCGGAAGAAGUUGGCCAACAAUUGCCUUCCGUUGGAGAAGGGGAGAAGGAAGAAGAAAAUUCAGAUAUUCGUGCGUCUCCCGCUACGCCCGGCGUUGUCGCGGGUGGCGCGGACAGUCCUGCCGUACCACGGGAACCAUCAGCUCAUAACGCCGAUAAAGAUCAAGGCUCUCCCUCUCUGUUCAACCCUCAGGGUAGAGUCACAGAAGAACAAGGGCGGCUUGACCAGGAUGAAGGCCAUGAAGGUGAUGACGCCACUCAAGAACCCAGCGGCGUCAUCGUGAGGCGGCUGGAUGCACCAGCGUUAGUGCAAGAUGCAUACUUGACUAUUGUAGUGCACUCCGCAGCCUGGAGCUCUGCAAGUGGAAUAGGUGCAUCGUCCGGUAUUCUGAUCACUGUGACAAUCACGCUGUUGCAGAUAUGGUAA
Molecule: messenger RNA, 1096 nt
Organism: Toxoplasma gondii ME49
Lineage: Eukaryota; Apicomplexa; Conoidasida; Eucoccidiorida; Sarcocystidae
Product: Toxoplasma gondii family A protein
Exons: 1
Coding region: 14-1096 (360 amino acids)
Source: RefSeq, a predicted model, not a curated record